This is a messenger RNA of Physella acuta, 452 nucleotides long. Its product is annotated as BPTI/Kunitz domain-containing protein 4-like. NCBI's taxonomy places the organism in Eukaryota, Metazoa, Mollusca, Gastropoda, Physidae. The record is from RefSeq and is a predicted model, not a curated record.
UAUCUUGUAUGGCCUAACAUUUUAGAUGGUGAUUUAAAGGUAAACAGCCGCAGAUAAAGAAACUAUUCAACUACUGGUUACGGGGACAUCAUGAAGUUUCUACUGCUCUCAACAGUCUGUGUCUUAGCUGCUUUUUCUUCCACCUUCCAACCGGCACUGUCGGCUAUUUGUGUGGAGCUAUGUAGCCCCAGUCCCCUCCUGCAGGCCGCUGGGUACAACCCGUGCCCCGAGGGUCAGGAAUGUCGGUCAAACGGCUGUGGACACACGUGCCAGACAGUGAAUGUUGGAAAACGUUUUUGUGGUGGUGUAAUGUGUGGCCUCUACUGUCCCUACGGCUUUGCCACAGGUAACGGGUGUACCUACUGCUCGUGUAAUCCUAACCCACUGCUGGGCAUUCUAAAGGUUAACGGCGUGUCUAACUAACCGAAUCAAAUAAACUUUUCACUGCUGAA